GAGAGAUGGGCUUCAGAGUGGAUGCGCGCGUUUCCGGAGCGCAGACGGCUCAGGUGCGCAACAACUGACUCCUAGACGCGCGCAACGGAACGAUGAAUGAUGUUCUGCAAAGUAAUAGAAGACCUUAAUUCGUUGAUUUAAUAUCUCGAAGAGUAAUCAAUAGGAAAGGGAUUUACUCUUACCUUGAAACAAAGAUACAAGAAGGCGAAAGCAGCAGGCGAUCCACAGGAGCGCGGAGGAGACGCACCGCACAGUGACCAUCAACACUGUGUCAUAAUGCAGCAGCAGCGACGCACAGACCUGCCACAGGUCGUUUGAGCAAAGUUUCAAGUUUAUCUUGAGGUGAUAAAAGAAAUCAUGAACUCAUCAGAGUCUGCCUGGCUCCCGGAUGAGCCAUGGAACAUCAGCAGAGCGGAGGAAGAGGACCAGAAACUUUUAUUCGGGAUAGGCACGGAUAACUUCAUCACGCUGCUGGUUUUCGGGCUCAUCUUUACGCUCGGUGUUCUGGGUAACUCCAUGGUGAUCACAGUGCUGGCUCGGAGCAAACCAGGCAAACCGCGGAGCACCACCAACAUCUUCAUCCUCAACUUGAGCAUAGCUGACCUCUCCUACCUGCUCUUUUGCAUCCCCUUUCAGUCCACCAUCUACAUGAUGCCGACCUGGGUACUGGGCGCUUUUAUUUGCAAAUUCAUCCACUACUUCUUCACCGUGUCCAUGCUGGUGAGCAUCUUCACCCUGUCUGCCAUGUCCGUGGACCGGUACAUCGCCAUUGUGCACUCCAGGAAGUCCUCCUCUAUCCGGGUGGCGAAGCACGCUCUGAUCGGAGUGGUGGUGAUUUGGAUUCUGUCUCUGGCCAUGGCAGCGCCCAUCAUGUACUACCAGAACAUAUUUCACAGGGGGGAGAACUACACCUUCUGUUGGGAAGUGUGGCCAGAUCAGAACCAGAAGAAGGUCUACGUCGUUUGUACUUUUGUUUUUGGGUAUGUGCUGCCUCUGCUGCUGAUUACCUUCUGCUAUGCAAAGGUAAGAAACGCUUUUCACAGGGGGUCAAGGGUCAUUUUAUGAAUCUAAAACUGACUGAGCAAUCAAAAACAUCUUUCCUUUAUUUCUUUUGCUUUCAGGUUUUAAAUCACUUGCACAAAAAACUAAGAAAUAUGUCCAAAAAGUCAGAGGCAUCAAAGAAAAAGGUACGUAUUCAGCUGUUUUAAAGGGUGAUAUGUGGUGAUUUUGCUUGUUUAAUGCCAUAAAGGAUAUAGUUUUAUUCAUAGAGGAAUUAAAUAUGGAGGUACAAAGCAGAGUUUCUUACGUUCCUGGAAUUUACUUGUUUGGAAUUGGCCAUUAAUUUCUGUCCUUUUGUGGCAUUGCAGUAUAGUAGAUGUCAUGCAAGAGAUACUAGACUGUGCAGGACUUUAAAAAAAAAAAAGAAGAAAAGGAAAAGGAGCUGUUAAAAUAAUAUUGACUUUUGUGAAAAUACCCCCUUUAAAUACAUUUUCUUGCUAUAAGUAAUCACUGAAAUGUCGGAAUCGACACUAUUAAGAUACAAUAUGUCCGAAGAUGUUAAACAUGAUGGUAAAAUUAUUCUAAAUUCUUUAAUUCUGAAAGGAAAUUACACAAAGCAUGCACCUGAACAGAAACACCCCCCAUAUCUCCACCAUUGCCUUUCAUGGUCCUUUCUUCUCUUGUCGUCUGAUGUCAUUUAAAGCUGGUAUCAGUGCUCUUGACCUUUAGGAAGUCAUACAUCAUGACCGCACUGACCCACAGCGCCACAAACAUACGGGGCCAGUCUAUAUAGGCUUUGCCGUUUCCUCCAAUUCAACAGGCGUAUAUCCAUCAUCUCUGUUAUUUCCUCGAAGCAAAAAAUGAUGGUGUCAGAAUGUCUGCUGUUCACUCACACUCUCGUACAAAAGUGGACAAAUAGCUGUGUGUCAUCAAACUGCCAUUUAAGCCUUCUUGGUGGAGGUCAUUAAGCUCCUCAGAGACAGUUAUCAGCUGCCGUCUGCUUGAUAGCCGACUGUCUGUUCAUCUGUCUUUCCACCCAUGAGCAUGUUUAAUAUGCUUUUAUGUGGACCAUCAUACAUUAGUGCUUUAUUGCGUAAGCUUAAAACAACUGUAGAGAAGAAGAGGAAUCUCAGAUAUGCUGAUAGAUGACUGGUUUCACUGAGCAGCAUAUUGUUGGGUUUAUAGAGAGGAUGUUCCUCUGACAGGCUGGUGAGCAAUGGUGGACAAACAAAGUGUUUAUCUUGUUUGGUAUGCAUAGAAACACAGUGGGAUAGCUUUUAUCUGACCGUGACAUUUAAUGUAUUGAAAAGAACUGCUGUUCUUUAUGCAUGAAGUAUAGGAACAUUAAUCAGGAGAAUCUCAAGCAAUAAAGCUGCAACGUGCACAUUUGCACUGAAGUUUAUGUCCGGUAUGUAUACAGAAAUGUCUUAUAUCAUGAAGAAGAAUGACGCACAGCUUAUCAUUGUGAAGUAUAUGAUGUUUUGGUUUUUGGAAUAAUGAAAAUGCAAGAUUGUUCUCAGCACGAGUGAAUGUUGAGGACUACAGCAUUUCUUUGCCAGGAGCAGUGAUUCCUUAUUGGACACCUGUUGAUCUCACGUUAAAGCCACUAUAAGGGAGUUUAUGACUAGUUAGAAAACAAGUAGAAACUCUUUGGUAAGUUUCUUUGUGACUUUGCAAAGCAGAUCAUCAGCGAUUAGCCCAGCAAUUCCUUCUUUUUUUAAACUUUAUUUUAUUUUCAUUUUCAUUAAACAAGUUAACAAGUUAAGUCCAACAGAGGUAUGUCAGGGGAUGCAAUAUUACUGGAUUGGAUUUCCAGAGAAAGUAAAUUGGCCCAAGACAUAGAAACGUGUCAUGAGAUACCAUAGAAAGUAUUAAGUGUAAGUAUUAAUGGUUAAAAAAAAAGCCUGUCGUUUUCUAUAAAGUUGAUUUCAUGCCUGUGAGUGCUGCCAGGGGCGGUCAGUGUCAAUACACGAUUGGAUGAUACAUUAAAUGGCUGAAAGACUGUUGGAUUGUCCCAAAACACAACUUUGGGAUGCACAGGACGAAUUAGCAAAGUGGUGAAAAGCAUCUCUUUGUCCACAGUUACUCACCUAAGCUUUAAAAGAUGAGAAUAAAGAUAAUUUCUUGAAGAUAUAACAGCUUUAAGAACAAACAGGUUUUGGGAGGAGGAACUUUUUCAGGUUGAGAGCGGUCAUCAACCACUCAGUACAUUUACAUGUUGUUCAAAGAAUUGAUUUAUUACCUCAGUCUGACUGAAACUAUACUUCAAUAAAAUCAUGAAAUGGUAGUCUGACUAAAAUGGCACAUAACUGAACUUCUCAUAGUUGGACUAAUAAACCUGGAUUAUGCAGAUAGGGACUGAUCGUCUCUUCCAUGUUUACAACUAAUUCAGAUUAAAACUGGCCCAAACGUUCUGUGCACACUCCAGUGUUUGCAUCCUUAGCUUUGAGCAGGAAGUUAAAUUGCGGGAAUGGUAGUGAGCUAGGGAAACAAAACCUUCACAGACGAAGAAAGAAUAUAAAAAGACAGAACUUUCCGAUCAGACAUGCUGAAAGGGGGCAAAACGCCACCUACUGUAGUGGAGGUGGUCAUGUUUCUAUGCUAGUAAACUUGGAGAAGGACAGUCGUCCAGUAAAUCACCAAAUCAAGGUAUGAGCAGAGUUCAACUUCACUGUGCAUGUGCUUUUAUCGCUUUUUUUGGUGACGGUUCUUUCAUUUCUCUAUGGUGUGUUGGAGCUGUGAAGGUCCUGGCACAAUAAAGCCAAUUAGUGUAUUUCCCAGAAUUCAAACCAAAUUGUAAACUAAACCAAACUGAGUUAUCCUAAUGAGGAAAAAAGUUGUCUAUCUGAAUCAGAGUAUUUUUGUCCAUUAAUAAUGAGGCUCAUUUGAUGUGCUGUCUGAGCGCAUUAGCCAAUGUGACACAGAAGCAUGGUGUAAUUUUCACAGAUGAGGAAAAUCAAAUAAGACUACUUAAGGAUCUGCAGUGAGUCACGGUGUGUCUUUGCAGAAAAGUGGAGGUAAUUUCCUCCCUCAAAAAAAGUGUUUAAUAAAGAGUCUUUGGAGCCCACUCUGGUCUAAGCAGCAUUACCACCAGCCUUGUUAAAUAUAAUGUCAGUGACAGCUGGGUAGACCAAGGUUACUCCCACUGCUGCUGUGAAGUCCAGCUACACAGACUUCUUAUCACCCCUCAGCCUUCCACAGUAGGAAUCAGAUGAAUUUAAAUAAGUCAAAUCCCCCAAAACAAGAGCUUAAUCCUUCUUUAUCUGUAAGUCUUUUAAGCAAACGAGGAACAGACCUGCUGUUAUAAAUCUCAUUUUCACUCUGCUUUUAUACAGUGGACAGACUACAAAAAUCUGAAAUAGCUUGUUUUAUAACUCCUGUUUAAUUUUCUUGGCAGCAGCAGAGUGCUGGAAUUGAUUUUUCUUGGCAAAUAACGAUUUUUUUUUUAAAUCAAAUUGUUGGUCUUAAACCACAGGUUAAAAAGACAGCAAUUAAUCUACGUUCUAAAUGAUUUAAGUCAGUGAGGCAUCCAGACAGAAAAUUGAAAUCUAAUAUUUUAACAUCCUAUGUAAACAGAAACUGGGAGGAUAAUUUCUUCAUGACUCGAAUAAUCAUGUUUCACAGAAAUGCUUAUCCGAGAGUUAGUAUUCCAGAAGUAUACAACAACACAGAGCUGUUUCUCAAUGGCUCUGAAAGCUUAUUUUAUACAUCAAAAUCCAGCUGAAGACAUUACACCUGCAUUAGGACGAGUCCUAAAGAAUUAAGUACAUUGUUGAAGUUGACUGACUUCUUUCUCCACUUUCAAUUUUAGUGAAUGGGAAGUGGGGGAUUUCCAAAGUAACCUUCUCAGGGGGCUUUUUAUCUGUAUUCUUGGGGAUACCUGUGGAAAUAAGGAGUAAUUUCAUGUUAAUGUUUAAUUGCUUCUUAUACAGGAAGGCAGAUGCACCUAAAAUGGACUAAGAGACACAGCAAUAUGUUUGAAUAAGUAUGUAGCUUCUCAGGCAUAAACUAUAACUUUAGAAGUUACAAAAUGGUCCUCUGAAGGGUGCAUACUGACCAAGAUAUGACUGAAUGAUGAUUUCAAUUUAAAAGCAAACAGAAGGAAGCGAAAACUAACUGAAGUAAAAUGAGCAAAGUCUAGAAUGAAAGGUUGAUGAUUGCAUGCCAAGCAAUGGUAGUGGUGGUUCACCGGCAUGUGUCUUGGCAUGGAGAACUGCCACCAUAGCCAGUCAGAGUGGAUAGGAGUUAGCAAUUUUACAUAAUGGAGACUUUUGCCUCGAGGGAACACUUAAAAGGGUGAAUUUUUUGCCAUCACUGUGGAGUGAUUGUUGGUUGGAUUUUACAAUGUAAUUUGGGAUAAUUCAUUCUGGGCCCUGCUGUCGAACACUGUAACUGGCUGAGGCAGCUGGGCUAACAAGAAAGCUACUGGCUGAGGCGAAAUCACUUUCAUGAAGUACAAGUGUAACACUACUUCAACACUACUUUUUGGGCAUCAGAAGAUUACGAUUCUCAAAGAGCCCGAGGUGUGGGUGAAUGAUUCAAAGACAACAGAUAUGGUUUUGUUUAAUGUUUUGUAUUGAAGAAAUAUUUCUAAAGAAUGAACAACAGAAAGAAAACAAAACAGUUAUUGCAAAUUAACAAUGAUGGAGGUUUUGGCCAAGAGGAAAGGAAAAUAAAACUCGGAAUUAGUGCCAACCUAGUUCCAGGGAUAAAUAAUAAUAAAAAUACCCCACAAUCCAUAUGUUCAACAAUUCCAUGGGGUUAGUUCGCCAUCUUGUUGGGUUGAAUGUAGCAGUACUGGUUGAGUCAAUAGUGAUGAUCUAUGAUUCCUGACAAAAAAACCUGACCUAAAAAAAAAGGCUGAAGCAUAAAUGAAUAUCAUUUUCAUCAAAAGAAAAUUCACUAUUUUUAAAGUAAACAAAAGAAAUUCAAUACAUGUAUUACACGCAAGAAAUACAUCACUUAAUCUUCAAUAUUCAAACAUUUUAUCCCAACAAAAUAUCAAUAAUUCAAGUAAAAAAAGGAGUCAAAGUGCACUUUUCCAAAAUCAUAUUGUUAUAUAGUCAAGCGGAGAUAAGUAAACAAAUCUGUUGUUAAUCAUCCGAAUUAUUCCAUGAUCGCGUUCAGCCACAACUAAACCUCAUUGCAGUUUAGCAGUAUCUACACAAAAAAAUGCCAAAGCACAGUGUAAUGUUUCAUUAUUAUGUAGUGUUGUGUCUUAAAUUGUAUUGCAUUAUUUUGCGCUGCAUUGUAUGUAUUGUAUAUCCUGUUAUGAAACUUUUUGGUGGUGAAGAAGUACAUUUCUAGUUGACUGUUACGUCCCUUUUUUGAUAACAAAGAAAGGAUAACACCACAACAAAAGAAAUUGACAGGAGUUGGAGAGGACAUGAAAAAAAAGUCAUUUUUUAUUUUUAACUUAAAUAAAACAACAAAGGUUUUCAAAAUGUGCCGGAGGAUAGGGCAGAGAGUCUGUGCCAAUUCAAAUUAACUAUACAAUAUACAGCCUUUUUUCAGAAAGCCUGAAUGAAUUAGCAUCUGAUUUGUCAAAUAUUGGCACAAAACAAUGUCACAUCUCCACUUAUAUCUGGCUAAACGUGGCCAAAGUAAUUACUGCAACUGUUCUCUUUGCAGCUGAUCCAAAAAUGCGUCAUUGUGAUUUUUACAUGGACUUGUAACCUCUCGAUAAUGGAAGUAUAGAAAUGUUGUGCAGUGACAAAAAUGAGAGCAUAUAACAACAAAGUGGCUGAUUCUGGCUCUGAUGUUUUGGUACCAAGCAAAAAAGGAAGCUAGCGCUUUAAUUCAUUUCCACAGUACUGUACUUAUAGGCUAUAGCAAAACAGGGUUGUAAAAAACAUUGAGAGUGGGAAGGAGAGGCUUUGAGGCUCGAGUUUUAUGAGUUUGUCCUUCCUGUGCUGAUGCUGAUGUUUGUACAGGCCAGAGUGAUGGCUCUCAUGGGGGUGGGGUGAAGAUAUGAAUGUGUUGUGGAGGCUAUCCAAACAAAGAAUGGCUGAUAGACACAGGCAGAGGCUCCAACUCUUCCAAGAAAACUGUUGAAACCUCUGCUGCUUUAUUGGGUGCUAGUGUUUAUGUGCUUGUGUAAUUAUGUGUGAAUGUGCGAAGUGGAUGAGCUAAUAUCAAAGACCAGGAUUCACCUUCAUUUUAAAUAUGAUAAGUUUUCUCUAAGAUGACAGUCAGGCACAAUUUUCAUUUGUAAACAGUGUUUUUAGCUAAAUGACAGCUAUGCACAUGGACAUAGUAGUGCAAAGCUGUCAAUUUACUCAUAGCACAUAACAAGGACGUCAGCUUCUGCCUAGAGCUCUGCAGGCCACCUGAUACAAAAUUUCAAUAUUAACUCUCCUGUAAGCUCUGACAGGUGUUGAACAACUCUUGAGAGAAAUAUGUGGAUAACUUUCACAUGUUCAACAUCCAGCCAAUCAGCACACAUUUACUCAACAAAUACUGUCAAAAGUACCAGAAUUGUGGUUGUCUUAAUGUAUUAUUGUGUAUAAAUGCAUUAAAAAUACUAUAUAAAUAAGUGUAUGAGAGACAGCAGCAUAUUUAUGUAAAUUGUUUAAAUCUGAAGACAUGCUGACAAUCUUAUAUCAUGGUAUGAGUAAUUUCAUAUCACGGUGAAGGUAGAUAUCAUGGUAUGUUUUUUCCCCCUGUGAAUUCAAUUAAUGCUUAAAAAUAACAUACUGUUGCAUUUGUUCAUUUUCCUUUUACUUUUAAACCUGGAUUUGUAUACAAAUGCAAACAAAAUGUCCAACCAGUCUGGCAAUUUUUUAUCAUAUAGCAUACCUUUGGCGAAAGACUCUGCCAAGCCCUUUUGUAUGCGAAGAGUUGCUGCUGCUUCAGUUUUUGGUGCAGUGGAUUCGCCAUACAUCUUUUGGUUUUCAUAAUAGAGCUUGGCGUGUUUCAACUUUAGGUGGUGGAAGAGGUUGCUGGUGUUUCCACCUCCAGCAAUGACAGCCAAACGACACUCUUUGCAUAGUAUUGUUUUUUGAUCAUUGUCGGAUUUUCUAAAUCCGAGGAAUCUCCAAACAACCGAUGUCGCGACUCGCGCCCUCCUCCUCCUCUUCCUCAUGUUGGCUGGGUCGAGCUGCCUCUGUUUGCUCGGUACUGCCACUAAUCUCCGCGUACUUCAUGACCACCACCAGUGAAGCUGUUUCUUCUUCAUCGAAACUGCCGAGCAGUCUGCUGGACACGCUGGUGAUUAUAGGGUGCGCACCCAAACCUGAUCAAUCAAACGGAGUAAAUAAACUCCGUACAAUUAUACGGAAACGCACCCAAUUGGCUGCGCUCCAGCUUUCCUGUUAGCAAGCGCAGACAACUAAGCACUGACUCAGAGAAAUGCAGCAGACAUCUGCUCUCUCUCUCUCUCCGGUAUUAACGGUACAGCAAAAUUUCUACCGGGAGACACUUAUAUACAUCACAUGUUAUAUACCGUCAUACCGCCCGACACUAUUGGACAGGAUCCAGUGUAAACUAACUUCUUGUGUGCUGUGUCCUGGAAAAACAGGCUGUGAAUCUGUAUUCACUGUGCUCUUUAUGUCUGCAUUAUUCACAAUGUAUAAUGGAUGCCGGCAAAUCUUUAUGAAAAUCUGCAGAGUUGAUUGUUGGUGGUACUUCACCACUACUUAUAUUUCACCUCUGUGAUACCUCCUAUUCUUCUGGCUUCCCAAGGGCAGUAUCAUGAUGUACUGUUAUGAUGUAUGUUAGUUUGAAUGUAUCAAACUGAAUUAUUUUUGCUGAAUGGGAUUGAGCAUUUCUCCAUAUGUAUUCAGAAAGCAACAGAGCAUGCUGUGGACUCAUAUGCCCAUCCUAUUAUCUCACUAAUAUGCUCUCCAUAUGGCAGAAAAGUACUGCACCAAGGAUGCCAGUGAAUGACAAUAUACUGUGGACACUGAAUUAAGAGGAAGUUGAAUCCAUCCAGUCUUCAAAGUGGCCUUGACUCUGCCGCUAUCAUCUCUCAGGGUCUUUGAAGUGAUGUGUAACCUGGAAGGGUUUAAAAGAAAGUGUUCGGCCAAUCUGUUAUCAGAAAGUUUCUUUGUUUCCUUGUGUUCUUUCUCCCAAAACUUUGUAACCACACUUUAUGAUAUAUCACAUAAAAUUCACAUAAAAAUUAAGAUACAGUAUUAUGUUGGAUUGAGAAAAAGUUCAAUGGAUUUCUAGAAACUAAAUAAAACUGGUCAUCACAUCAUGUGGUUAUCAUAGCAACACUUCAUUUCACGUUAAUUCAACAUCAAUCAUGAUAAGUCCGUGUCUGUAAAUGUCACUUUAUGCUAAUUCUUCCAGGAUAUUAUUAGUUCAGCAAUGCUGAGUGUUAUGCCAUAAUUUGACCAGUGUUCCUUUUGUCAUCCUAUCCGUGACAUUUCCAGUUCAAUAAACAUCUGCAUUUCAAUUGGUUACAGAUGAGUCUUCAGAUGUUUGACAUUUUGUCUUUAUUUUUAUGUUUCUUUGAAAAAAAAAAAGUAUGGAGAGCAGCAUUUUAGAUAAAUGACAGCCUCCACUGAGUUUUUCCCAUGAUGAGAAGUAAUUAGUUCUGGACUCUGAAUCCACUUGCUGGCCUGAAAGGCAGUAGCGGGGGUCUGUCGAUCAGCAGUAUGUAAUUGUUUUUUUACGAUGGCUCUCUCAAGCUGAAACCUUUGGCUUUGCUAGUCAUGCCCAAAGAAAUUUAGUGCUUCUUAGAAACCAGCUGACAUACAAAGUUGUCUCACUUUACUUUUUAUUGUCUUGCAGGAGACCCGAUUAUUUAUAUGUUUUUGCAGUUAAUGUCCCCUCUUUACCAGGCAUUAAAGGGAUAUUCCGGCGUGAAGUUAAUUUAUGGUCAAGCAAGCGGUUGGCAACGUUCAUCUCUUGAGGGGGUGUCUAACUUGGUGUUAUGGUGUGUUUGACCCUAACUUAAUUUUAAGCCGGAAUAUCCCUUUAGGUUGUGGUCAGCCUUUUUCCUAAAUUAACUGCUAACUUUAAGUUCCUCUGUUUAAGUGAUUGGUUUGUCAUGCGUACCAAAAUCACAGGCUGACAGGUUUGAGGCCCUGCAAGCCUGUUGAAUGGACGGAGAGGUCUUUCCAUUGUUUUCCUUUCAGCCACAAGUCUGCCACGUCAUCUUUGCAUGUAGUAGGUGUAUAAGCAACUGCACUGUGUCCAAUUCGAACAUUAGAGUCAUGGAAAUACUUACAGGAGCAGCAGUUGAAUAAAUAGUCAGCCCUUGAAUACCAAUGAUAUGAAGCUGCUCAAUGUUUUAAACAGCUAUUGUUUCCAAAAAGGCUGAAUGAAGUUGACAUUAAAUGAAAAUUGGUUGACCGAGGGUGCCGCUUUGGCUCAGUUGGUAGAACAGAUGGCCCAAAUCAAGAGGCCACAACCCUCCUCCCACAGGUCACUGGAUUACCUCCCAGUCCAAAUAUGAUUUGGUGCACAUCGUCUCUCACUCUCUCAGGCUUUUCUAUCCAAAAAAGGACAAAUCCCUUCAAAAUAAGUUGCAUUAUAUUAUCAAUGGAUUAAAUUACUGUGUUCAGUUUGAAAGGGCUCAGCCAGAACAAAUCCAACGAGAAGACCGCAAUUUCCACCAGCUUCAAACAGCUGUUGUUCAUCUUUCAGCUUUUUGGUUGAUGACUCACAACUCUGUUAUCGUCCACCUUUGCUUUGUGGCUGUUUCAAACCUAAAACCUGAUACUUCCUCCACACCGGUAUUAACAGAUAGGCAUGAACACCCCUUUGCUGCUGAAAAUACUACAUCAUUUUUUCACUGCUUGUUAAAUAAAAACAACCCAGAGCUGGAAAGAGUGUACAUUUUGGACAUGCAUUGGCCAAAAACACUCUCCAAAUGAUAAUGCUGUUGUUGCAACUUUUUGUUUUUUUUUUUCAUUUUAAAAUGUGAAAAUGGACAAUAUUUCGCUCUGCUGAAAGUGGAUAACACAGCUGUACUGUUGGAAAAAAUGAGGGAGGGGUGGGGUUGCUUUAGGCUAGUAUUUGUAUGGAACUGAAUGGUGCCAUAUGUAAGUCGUCCUUGGACACAACUGCAGAAUUGAAAGUGAAUUAUUGUUGUUACAGCAUAGGCACUCAGCCGGAUUGAAGAACAUAUAUACUCAGUCUAUACCGAUGCACUGAGCAGGUUUUCUGAAAGAACUGAGAAAGUGAAUUAACACUGAGUUGAACUGUUUGCAAUUUACUGUUUCACAGCAAUGCUAUGCUGCUUUCUUUGUGUAAAAAUCAACUAAAGUAAUAAUAACUUUAUUUUUAUAGCACUUUUAAAUACAGAAAUUUACAAAGUGCUUCGACAAACAGUUGCAAAGCCCAGAACAUCAGCACGUGGAAAUAAAAACAAAAGCACAGUUAAAAACAAGGCGUCCGAAUUGAAGACCAAUUCCAUUUGUCAUGAGAAACCCAGACAAUACAAAAACCCUACAACAUAAAAUGAGACCAUGAGGACCAAAAAAAAAAAAAAAAAGAUAAAAUAGGUAAGAAAAAAAUGUAAUAAUGGGAAACAGGAUAGUAAAUAUAGAAAGAGGAUAUUAAUAAUGAUAAUAAAAUCAUAAUAAAAUAAAAAAUGGUAAUAUGAAUGAUAAAAUGAGCAGGAAAAAACAAUUAAAUCAAUAAGGGGCCUAAAAAGUAAAAUAAGAAAAUAUUAUAAGCAAAACAAACGCUAAAAAGGGCAGUAAGUCGAAAUAAGACAGGGGUAAAGGAGAUAAAAGAAAAAAGAGAAAAGAAGGCAUUACAUAAAAGCAAGUCUGUAAAUGUGAGUUUUUAAAUUUGACUUAAAAGAAGCGACUGUCUCUGCACGCCCUGUCUCUUCAGGCAGGUCGUUCCAAAGUCGAGGAGCUCUGAUGGAGAAAGCUCUAUCACCUUAAGUUUUGAGCCUCAACUUUGGAAUGACCAAGAGGCCUUCGCCAGAGGAGCUGAGGCUGUGAGUUGGCUCAUAAGGUAUUAAAAGCUCUGAAAUGUAGCUCGGAGCAAGUCCUUUGAGCACUUUAAAAGUAAUCAAUAAAAUCUUAAAAUCAAUUCUAAAACUGACAGGAAGCCAGUGAAGGGAGGCUAAAAUUGGAGGCUAAAGUAAAGCACUAAGUGGAAAAAUCUCCUAAAAGAAACUGUCAUUUUGGUUACUCAGGUGUACAAAGCAAUAGUUAGAUCUACUUAGUCAUUAAUAACUGUAUUUUAGUUUUUUCAAUGUUUUGAGUAUCUUAAAUAAUUUACUAUUGACAGAUGUGUUUUUAUCUGUUACUAAUCUAGACUAUCUUUCUCUCCCCUCUUCUCUCUGCUCCUGAUCUAUGCCUCUUAGACCGCUCAGACGGUCCUGGUGGUGGUGGUGGUGUUCUGCCUCUCUUGGCUCCCUCAUCACGUGGUUCACCUCUGGGUGGAGUUCGGGACCUUUCCUCUGAACCAGGCCUCCUUUGUUUUACGAGUGGCGGCCCACUGCCUGGCUUACAGCAACUCAUCUGUCAACCCGGUCAUCUACGCCUUUCUGUCAGAGAACUUCAGGAAGGCUUAUAAACAGGUGUUCAAAUGCCAGAUUGGUACCAGUGACUCACCUCUGAACGACAUCAAGGAGAUCCGCAGCAAAGCAGACACGCCCCCCUCGACCAACUGCACCAACGUCUGACUGGUUGUACAUUGAUGGUGACAUGAAAACUCAUUACAGUGACCGUCACACAAUUAAAGUAACUCUGCAGGGACAGAACCAUGAGACAGAACCGUGUGUUUGUGUGGACUCUUCUUUGUAAUGUUUGCUUGGAUAUUGCUUCAGCUGAACUAUUCCACAUGAGCGCUGUUCAUUAAAGGUGGACUUAAGAGGAAAGAGGAGGAUGUGAUUACUCCCUCUUUGAUCCGACUCUGUUCCCUGCUUCUCUUCCGUUGUUAUAAAAAUCUGUGCAGCCUGAACUCAGGAAAUUGAACCUCUCUGUAAAGUGAAACUCAUUACGUUGUGGACAUUAUGUAUAAAAGUCACAUUGCAGUGUGAUUCCUGCCCAGUGCAUACAAAAGAGGAAGUCAAUUUCCUUUGACACGUUAAAAUUUUACAAAUCUCAGUUAGCAGGCUCGAGGGUGCUGAGAUUAAGACAGAAAAUUAGGUCAAGUGCUGCUCUGAAACUGUCAUCGAUUUUUCUACAGAAAUGGACUCUAAUUAUCAGUCGACCUUUUAGAGUGUUUCGCUGUACAGCCAUAUUGUCAAGAAUGUACAUGUCAUAAAUUUUGACUAAUUAUAUGUUGUAAGUAAGCUUGACUGUUGAAUGUACAGUAAAAUUGCAGUGAACUGGUAAAAUUACCCAGUCGAAUUGGAGUCCCUCAAGGCUGUGCAGGUUUGUCCUGUUUCUAAAAGAACUAGUUUCCUGCAAAUUCUGGAGAAAUUUGGAAACAAUGCAGACAGAGUGUGGAAAUCUUCUCAGUAAUGGGGAGGCUGAUGAGAAAGUCUGACAAUGUUCUCACUCCACUGUGUUUCUGCGGGCUCCUGUGGUCUCUGAAACUCUUUCUCUUUUUCAGUACUCACUGCACAGACCAAAGACGAUGACCCCUUCCUGUUUUCCACUUUUCUGGCUUUGGGUACCAUUGCUCAGCAGAUGUCUCUGAUUGUUGCCUGUGAAACAUGACCCAUUCACUGGGAACAGUUUGUGCUAAUCAGCUUUGAUCAGUCAGUAUGUUUACAUGCUCAGCCUAAUGCAUCUGUGAUUCACUACGACCAAGCCGUACCAGCUAUGCUAACUGAGUGGCCCACUAUUCACCCCACAUAAAUCUGAACACACAUGCUGUCAUGAUGCCAAAACACUGAAAUGACAGAUUGAAAUUUCACAAAACACUAUUUCCCAUGCUGACCAGUGUGAAGAAGCUUGCUUUGCAGGAGUGAGCAUCACUGAGAAAAGUUGAUGGGAGGAAUUGGUGCAUGAACCGCAUGCCACAUUAGAAUUUUUGGUGUAUGCACAACACACGAUUUGAGAAUGUAAUGUUGAGUUAUAUGUACGCAGACUGAAGAGACUUGGUUGGAACAUUACAAUGGCUGUGUCGUUUUCAUUAGCCUCCUUUAUCUGUUGAGGUUUUGUCUACCUCCCAUCUUUCUUUAAUGCAAUGAUGCUGUUUGAUUCCUGCACAGGGUCAAUAUGGAUCAGACUGAGGAGUAUACAUGCAACAGAAAAUCAACACUUAGCUGCAUUAUCUAGCAGAUAUGUUAGACCAACUGUGUUAACUUUGACUUGGUGGUAUUUCCAUCAGACUAAUGUGUUAACAUGUAUUCUGAAAGUGCAGUUUCAGUCAUACUCACACGGUAAAUUGAUUCUUUUCAUAGCACGUAAAUGUACUUUCUCAAAACCCUUGUUUUUCUACCAACCACCGGUUCUGAGUUAGCAACAAGGUCUCUAACAAGGUCUCUAACCAGUCUCACUGGCUUUUUCAGGUUUGGAAUAAAUCAGACAGUUGUUAUUCAACAUUUUCAAGAGAAGAGCUUUAUUGUGGACAAACUAAUCAACUAAAUGCAGCAUUCAAACACUAUGACUAUUUUGACAUAGAUAUUGGUAGUUUGAAAAAAUAAAAUAGUUCUCUCAAAUUUAUUGGUUAAUCAGAUUUUUAGAUCUCCUAAUGCUGAAAACAUACAGGAUCUGUGUUGAGUGCGUUUCGUCAGCAUCACAUAUCAACAGGUUGUUUAUCUUUUCUGUGGUCUAUUUCCUGCCAAUUUGGAUAUAAUUCAGUGACUGUCGAGACUCUACUGUACGUGAAAGGCAACGUGAUUUUACAGUUUCGGUUGUUUAAUUGAGUAAACUACAAAACCCAAUUCCAUUGAAGUUGGGAAAUUGUGAAUUUCAUGGCUGCAACACGUGCCAAAGAAGUUGGGACAGGGGCAUGUUUACCACUGUGUUACAUCACCUUUCCUUUUAACUCAAUACAUGUUUAGGAACUGAGGAGACUAAUUGUUGAAGCUUUGAAGGUAGAAUUCUUUCCCAUUCUUGCUUGAUGUACAGCUUCAGUUGUUCAACAGUCCGGGGUCUCCGUUGUCGUAUUUUCACACUUCAUAAUGCGCCACACAUUUUCAAUGGGAGACAGGUCUAGACGGCAGGCAGGCCGGUCGAGUACCCGUACUCAUUUACUACAAAGCCACGCUGUUGAACACGUGCAGAAUAUGACUUGGCAUUGUCUUGAUGAAAUAAGCAGGGCGUCCAUGAAAAAGACGUUGCUUGAAUGGCAGCAUAUGUUGCUCCAAAACCUGUUUGUACCUUUCAGCAUUAAUGUUGCCUUCACAGAUGUGUAAGUUACCCAUGCUUUGGGCUCUAAUGCACCCCCAUACCAUCACAGAUGCUGGCCUUUGAGCUUAACGUCGAUAACAGUCCGGAUGGUUCUUUUCCUCUUUGGCCCGGAGGACACGACGUCCACUAUUUCCAAAAACAAAUUGAAAUGUGGACUCGUCAGACCACAAAACACUUUUCCACUUUGCAUCAGUCCAUCUUAGAUGAGCUCGGGCCCAGAGGAGCCGCGGUGUUUCUGGAUGUUGUUGAUAAAUGGCUUUCGCUUUGAAUCGUAGAGUUUUAACUUGCACUUACAGAUGUAGCGACCAACUGUAUUUACUGACAGUGGUUUUCUGAAGUGUUCCUGAGCCCAUGUGGUGAAAUCCUUUACACACUGAUGUCGGUUUUUGAUACAGUGCAGCCUGAGGGAUCGAAGGUCACAGGCAUUCAUUGUUGGUUUCAGGCCGUGCCGCUUACUUGCAGUGAUUUCUCCAGAUUCUCUGAACCUUUUGAUGAUAUUAUGGACCGUAGAUGUUGAAAUCCCUAAAUUCCUUGCAAUUGUACUUUGAGAAACUUUGUUCUUAAACUGUUCGACUAUUUGCGCACGCAGUUGUUCACAAGGUGGUGAACCUUGCCCCAUCCUUACUUGUGAAUGACUGAGAAUUUUUGGGGAAACUGCUUUCAUACCCAAUCAUGGCACCCACCUGUUCCCCAUUAGCCUGCUCACCUGUGGGAUGUUCCAAAUAGGUGUUUGAUGAGCAUUCCUCAAAUUUCUCAGUAUUCUUUGCCACCUUUCCUAACUUCUUUGUCACUUGUUGCUGCCAUCAAAUUCUAAAGUUAAUGAUUAUUUGCAAAAAAUAAAAUAAAGUUUAUGAGUUUGAACAUUAAAUAUCUUGUCUUUGUAGUGUAUUCAAUUGAAUAUAGGUUGAAAAGGAUUUGCAAAUCAUUGUAUUCCGUUUUUAUUUACGUUUAUCACAAUUUCCCAACUUCAAUGGAAUUGAGUUUUGUAUGUUCCUUUAUGCUGUGCUGUUACGUUCAGACAGAGUUAGCAGUUAAAAGUCCUGUUGGGGUCCACAUGGAUUAGGGAUCAGCUAUCAGAUUGUUCUGUUACUGAUUAAUCCAAACCAGGAAGUAUUUCUCAUCUACAUGACCUGAUACACGGCCAGGAGUUCGCAUAUGGUGUUUUAUUUUGAAAUACUGGAUGACAUGCACGGUUUUCUUGCUUUACAUCCAGUCUAGAAUGAUCUUCUCUGUGUAGAUUGAUAUGCAUUGGAAGCAUGGAGCCGAGAAAAUAGACCUGGCGUGUAUCUUUAGCAGAGCCGCACUCAGUAUGAUUCUGAUAUGGAGCUGCGACAGAGCAAAUGCAUGUCCUGUAUGUGAUGCUGCACUGAUUAGAAUGGCAACCUAUUUGCUUCAUGAUACGUGACGCUGACAUUACACCCCAAAUACGGAUCCUGUAUGUUUCAGUCUUAAGAAAAGAAGCACCAUUACUGUGAAACUCAAUAUGAAACCAUUGUUUUACACUGUAUAUGCACACUGAAACAAAUAUCCACAUCCUUGUAAGGUCAUCGCUGUAUAUUUGGUUGUUGUGCUAUGUUGACAGUUUUCAGGUUAUGCUGUGUGGUAUGUUUGAGUCCUGCAGUAUAAAAUAUAAAUCUGUGUGGUUGGUUUGUACCUCUCUCGCUGUGAUCUGUAUGAUAUAUCUAAAGAUACAUCUAUACGAUGGACACAAUCACUCAAGAUCCAGCUGAAACAAGAACUCAAAGGCUGUAAAUCAAGUUUUUUAACACGCCAAGUCUGUACACAAUUUACCUCCGCAAGAAAACCUAAAAAGAAAAACAGCAGUUUCUAACAGCUGAGGGAUGCAUCUGUUUUCUAUGAAUUCAUCACAUAUUUCCAGCCUGGAGUUAUUUACUGUUCGUCAUGGAGGGGAACAAGACUGCUGUAGGUUUUAACGGCACCAGCUGGUCAACAGUAGCUUCAUCUGGCGAAGAGAAACUAAUCAAUGUAAUCAGAAGACUCUCAUCCUCCAUGCCAGCGAGGACCUAGGGACUAAGUCAAUGAUUAUUCCCACACAGCAGAGGAGGAGGAGAAAUUGAUGACUUUGCUCUCUUUAGCACCAACUGUGAAGGCUCAUUCACACCCACACAGGACUGAGAAUGCUCCUUUUUGAAUGGGACGUCUGUAAAAUGUUGUAUUAGAAGUUCUGGGUAUUAGUUGUUGAGGUUAUGAUGAGAAAAAACAUGAAUGUUUAUUUUUUGUUUUUUUCUGUAACAUACAGUAUGUUGAAAAUGUGAAACAUAAAUUGAGCUUUGUACUUAAAAAAAGAGCACAUGAACAAAACAAUAUUUUUGCUUAGUUUUAUAUAACACUCGAGAAAAUAGCCCCAAACAUAUAAGUGUAAUAAUCACGUAUACAAAGGGCAACAAUUUAAUACUCCCUGCAUUUAUCUACUUAGUCAAUUAUUCAAUGUGUGAAAUGACUCACUGCUGGUAAUGGCUUAGUAUUUUGCCUAUUCUUAGUCCUCUAGAAUGUAAAAUGUGGCACUUUGUUGCUUUGUGUUUGUAGAUCUUUAUGCUGCAUAUUAUCCAGAGCCAUACACUUACCUUUAAAAUGUCCCAAACACUGGAAGUUAAAAGAAAGAAAAAAAAUCUGCAACAGAGUACAAGCCUCUGCAACUGUCUCACACCUCUGUUGUGUCUUUACAAUCACAGUUUUCGUUAUUUCUCUGGGGAGAACUUACCUCAUAAGUUUCUUCCUCAUUUUUGAUCAGUACAAAGACACUGUUGGUUAUUCAGGUUGUAAUGUGCACCAUUGUGUCUGUAAAACAUUUGUUUUGUAAGCUUGGAUGUCUGUGGCACUUAAUAAAACUGAAUGAGCAGAUUGAUCCAACUGGGUAUCUGUCUGGUGUUCAGCUAAUGCCUGUUUCAUUGCCAUUUUCAGAGAACCAGUGUGAUGGUUACCCAUCUGCACCCUGUAAUAAUGUUACAUGGACCAUAAUAUGAAAGCAUCUUCAGGGUCAUUAACUGCUUAAUCAUCCCUGAAUGCAAAUCCCUUUUUUUUAAGAAAUUCAUAUGUAUUUUCUCUGAGAGGUUGCACAUAAUUUGGUACCUCAUAUGAGCAAAAUAUUUACUUUUACUUUCACUUUUCUUUCAAUUUUGAAAGAGAAUUGUUAGCAUUUCAUUUCAGUUUUGGAGCCGUAAAAUGCUAACAGCACAAUUACAACAGCACCUCAUGGAAAAUGUGAAAGCAGCUGUGUGUGGUAGUGUGUCCUGCAACUCCGUGUCUCGUUUCCAUUAAUCUGUGGAAUUCAAACCACAAAACUAUGUAGAAUAGUUGUAGAAAAUGACAGAUAAUCCAUAUAAUCUUUGCUAAUCUAUGCCUGAUAAGACACAUGUGACAGAGUCGAAACUUUAAACAACAGGUUUAUGCAGCACAGCAUGUAUCAUAUGGUUGCAUUACAUUUUGUGGCAAAGCCUCAAAAAGAUCAUAACAUGUACUCUUUUUUACGGAGCCCCUACGGAAAAAAGGUUUUCUCGAUAUCUUUUGCGGGCUCUCGCAAACCUAUUGCUAGAUCUUGCAAAGUUCUCAAAGGGUUAUAAGUAAAAAGAUUAUAGAUCAGUGUAUUUCUUCCGUGUCGAGUCAACCCAAUCGAUGGAACGCACCUGUAGAAGAGUUUCAUUGCGUCUUUGUAAGAUUGGCCUCAGAUAAAAAGAUCUUAAAUCAUUUCUGAAACACAGGCACUGUUUUCUAAUAAAACACAAGUCAUGGAAGAUGAUUUGAAAGAAUUACUAUGGUCAAGGGACGCCCAAAAACAUUACGUGUAUGCAAAGGGACAAGGUGGUCAGAAAAUGAGUUCAAAAUAAAAUCCAAUUAACCUUUCUCACGGCUGUGUAGGUUCCAAUAUUUUUGUUGAAUUGACAUGGAAGUAAUACACUGACAAUAACUUCUGUAACAUUUGCGACUCUCAAGAAUUUUUUUUUUUUAAUAUUAAUGUCCCUUCAGAGGCUCCAUAUCUUUUCAUUGUUUUUCUUGAAUGAAAUGAUGUUCUCAUUGUUGUGCUCCCUUGCUUUAAAUGGAGCCUCUGUGACAGAACAUCCUUCACCACGGGAUAUCACUAAUAAGGAAAAAACAAGGCGGCGGAGAAAUCUCCCACCAGUUGGAUUCCCCUCAGACUCUGGUUUUGCUGAUAACACACCAGUGAGGUACUUUUCCUGGCAUCAGAUCAACUCAAUGAUCCCUGUGAGGCCUGAAAGGAACAGCCUGUUUUCCCAGGGUUGACUGUGCUGUAAAUACCCAGCAUGUGGAUGUUUUUAGGCUAAUUUUAACGGUUAUGAAUGAAACAGGCAAAAAUAAAACUAAACUUCACCCACACGUUCCCCUUCUUCAUUCUUUAAUGUGAUAAAAAAAUUCUGAAAAAGAAAAAGCAUUUCAGAUACAACAACUGGAGGUAGAAACUGGUAAGAGUUAGGGUUAGGUCGGGGUUUCAUCAACAUGUGUUCUACUGGUUUGGAAUGGUAGUGUCAAGGUGCAACAAAACACAACAAAACAUGUAAAUCCACAUAUGCUAUCUUUUAAGUUGGGUUUUACUGGUUAACCCCAACAGCAUUUGUCAAAGUGGUGAACUUGGCAAACUCCCUGUAACAGCCUGAUAGCUGUGCUGCAAAUUCAGGAGACUGCAAAUGCAGGAACAACACAAAACUAAAAUCAACAUAAAUGUGCUGCUGAAAUAAAGCAACUAUGAGCAAAUAAUGCAAAGUGAGUGGGACAUGAACCCAUUAAUCACAGCUAUGCACAAUGAGCAGAUCAAGUCAUCAUACCCAAAGUGCUCCAGACCUGCAGGGGCGCCACUGGGGAUGGAUUUUGUAGAUAUUUGUUAUAAGACAAGUAAACAAACAAAAAUCAUUCAUAAGGAUGGCAUCAAGGUUUUAAGGCCCAAAAGUAGACAUGAUUUAAAUAGGUGUGCCGUGUCCUUUUCUGUCGUGAUUGUGUCAAUGUAACCCAUGACUAUUUGAUUGCUAACCUUUCUCCCUGUUUUCUGGUUUGGAUCAUAGUUCCUUCUUCUUCACCUUUUCACCUCCUGACCUCCCUGUGUGUUUUGAAGCUCCUGAGUUUAGAGCUGCUUCCUUGUUAAAAAACAGUUUUGUUUCAGUCAAUAGGUCACAUUGGUCAGUAACAACACACUCAGUUUGAUAGAUAUAAAACCACAUCUCUCCCUUGCAGUGUAAAUAACUGGGCUUUCCAGCUGUGUCCCGUCUCACACCUAAAGGCCAGCAGCACAGCCUAUAUAAUGACUAAAUCUACUGUGGUUUUCUAAGAAGUUCAUUUUAUGUUGUUCCAUCAGUGGUGUUUUCACAGCACAUCAGAUAUAAAUACACUUUUGCAUCAUGCUCUAGGCUCCAGCUGCACUGAGCUGUUUGUUACUUGCACUAUUGACCAAGACAGAUUUCCCCUCAGGGACACUAAAGCACAUCUCAUCUCCUUAGUUUCUGCUCCAUUUUUUUUUUUACAAAUUGACCAUAAUUCUGCUUAUUUUAGGUUGUUGUUUGUGUUCUGAAUGUGUAUCUUGUGGAUUUUGUGGUGUGUGUGUUUCAUAAAAAUCUUUCGGGUAUGGUAGCCUGUGUUCCCUCUUUGGUUAUUGAUACAAUCUCCCAGCAGCAAAGCAGUUACUUCUUGGUUUUAUGAAUAAUAGAGCAAAAGAUUUCUCUGGCAAUUAAAGCACCGGUGAGGAGUUUAAUUGGAAUUUAUACGAACUAAAAUGAACAGUGAGUCCUUAUUAUGAGCAAUAACAGCAAGCCAAACCAGCAAAAGUGUAGACUAUUCUUACACUUUCAUUUUUUAACACCUGGAGUGAGGGAGGUACAUGCAAGGGUUAUAAAGAACUACAAACAAUCAUGGUGUGUGUGAUGAAUUUGACCAUAAUAAAAGAAGGUUCUCUGGAUACUGUGAAAAUGCCAGAAAAUUAUAAUUUCGAGUGAUUAUGCUUCUGCCUCACAUAAUCCUCCGUAGUCCAUGUCAACAGACUUAAUUUUACUGAUCAAGAGAUAAUAGAAAAUGGAUUUGUAAUGAACACAUGACAAAGUCAGUUUAGUCAACACCCCGGGGACACAGAGAUAAAUCAGCCGUUAAAAAGGUUCCCAGCACAUCUCUGUGACACAAACAUCAGCUUCUGGAUGUUUUUGUAAUUGCCUUUAUUUUGUUUGGAGAACACAAACCCUUAAAUCUGUUGAAGCCCAUAAUUCAAAUAAACUGUGAUACUAUGGGGAUCAAGCUUUCAAAGCAAACACCGCUCUGCUGGCACAGGACAAAUAUAUUACAUUUUAUGCAAGGCACAACUCUGGGCACCAAGUCUUGAUGAUAUACAGAGCUUGUACUUGUAGGCAUUUAACAAAUUACAAUUUACCAUUGGUAGACAGACUGUCGCCUUGUUUUGAUAAAUGUACAGUGUCUGGAGAGAUUGCCACUUGAUUACUAGGACAUGAUUAGUGGCAUGUCUUUUGUAGAAACAUAAUUUCAUCAGAAUUUUGCAUGUAUUGGAGUGACAGUGUUUGCUUUCUUGUCAUAAGCUUGGGCAGGGUUAGUACUAAUUCUCAAAGACUGACUAAAAUGAGGUAGUCGUGUCAGUGUUCAAGAUUAAUUUAUGAUCAUGUGUUAGUAAACAUACAAGAUCAAGAUCGUCUUUAUUUCAUGCAAAGACAGAAUGAUGCAGAAAUAAUGAUCA
This is a messenger RNA of Xyrichtys novacula (pearly razorfish), 21918 nucleotides long. NCBI's taxonomy places the organism in Eukaryota, Metazoa, Chordata, Actinopteri, Labriformes, Labridae. The record is from the annotation of a GenBank genome assembly.